AUGCUCAACGCACUUCUGCUGGUUCUCCCCGCGCUGGCCGGAGUGAACGCCGCUGGCGGUGAUCACUACGUCCAGUUCCGCCAGAAGGGCGAGCUGAACCCUGUGAAGCGUAGCCCGGAACCCGCUGGCGGGGACCACUACGUCCAGUUCCGCCAGAAGGGAGAGCACAUUGCCGUCCGCCAGAACAUUGAGGAAGGUAAGCGUUACUUCUACCCCGGCGAUGUCAUUGGCUUCGACGAGCGUGGCCUGCCCAUUACGGCUACGACCACCAUCGUUGUUCCGAUGACCACGACCCAGACCAUCUGGGUUGACCCCACUGGUGCCCCUUCCUCAGACCCCACCGCGGUGCCUCUCCCUAGCAUCACUGGCAACGACACUGCUCUCCCGUCUCCUUCUUCGGAGGCGAACGCCACGAGCGUUCUGCCCACGUCUUCCCCUUCCGGAAAUGAGACCCUUCCUUCUCCCACUGGAGGCAACUCCACCUCGUUGCUGCCCACCGCUCUGCCCAGCGGCAACGGAACCCAGCCUUCGCCGACUGCGAACGGUACCUCUCUGCUGCCCUCGGCCCUGCCUUCUGGCAACGAGACUGAGCCGUCGCCGAGCGACAACUCGACUUCGGCUCUGCCGUCUGCCCUUCCCUCUGGCAAUGUGACUGAGCCGUCGGUCAGCGCCAACGCCACUUCGGUGCUCCCGACACCUCUUCCCUCGGGCAAUGAGACGGAACCUUCUGCCAGCGCCAACGUGACGUCUGCUCUGCCCACUGCUUCCCCGUCGGGCAAUGGUACCGAGCCUUCUGCCAGCUCGAACGUGACGUCCGCUCUGCCCACUGCUUCGGGCAACGAGACGGAGCCAUCUACGAGCGCGGACAUCUCCUCCGCUCUCCCCACUGCGCUCCCCUCCGGCAACGUCACCCUUCCUGAGCCCUCGGCGAGCGCCAACGUCACCUCUGCUCUCCCCAGCGCUCUCCCUUCCGGCAACGAGACCGAACCGAGCAGCUCUAACGCUCCUUCAGGCACUGCGCCCUCCGACAUCGUCUCCGCCUCUGCCGGUUCGGUUACCCCUGGUGAGCCCAGUGCCUCCGCGACGGCUUCUGCCACUGCUUCUGCUUCCGAGUCUGCCUCGGCGAGCUCCGCCUCCGCUUCCGUUACCGAGUCCGCCAGCGCCUCAGCCAGCAACGAGGCCUCCGCUUCGUCUGCUGCGGCGUCGGAGACCCCGUCCGCUAGCUCUCCUUCGCCGAGCGACGACUCGGGCACUGCCUCAAGCACGUCCGAGUCUCCAUCCGCGUCCCCCACGCCUAGCGCUUCGGCGUCUGGCUCGAUCGAGUCCGCUUCCAGCUCCGAGGCUUCCUCGGUCUGGGUUUCGGUCUCGAGCCGCGACUCUGACGACUGGAUUAGCCCUACUGACACAGACGAAGGCACCGAGCCCACGAGCACCUCGCCCUGGUGGCAGCCCGACACGACCUCGACCACGGUCUGGUGGACUCCCGGUCCCGGUGAUGGCGCGUGGACGCCCUCUGGCACUGCCACCGCCUCGGCUACCGAGACCCCCUCCCAGGCUCCUUCCCAGGUUCCUUCUCAGGCCCCUUCUUCCACUGCCGAGUCGUCUCCCAGCGUUCCCAAGCCCACUGGUGACACCGGUGACCGGAUCCUGAGCGGCUACUGGGCCGACUGGACCGCCAACAAGCUUCCCCCCGAGUCCAUCGACUGGUCCAAGUUCGACGUCGUCAACUACGCCUUCGCUGAGCCUGAUGCCUCUGGUGUCCUGCAGUUCUCGCAGGGCAACGGUCCUGACCUGCUCACCCGUCUCGCCAACUCUGCUCACUCGGCCGGCAAGCGUGUCGUUCUUUCCAUCGGUGGCUGGACUGGUUCUGCUCACUUCUCCACGAUCAUGAGCACCGCCUCUGGCCGUUCCAACUUUGUCGACGCCUGUGUUUCCGCCUACAAGAAGUACAACCUCGAUGGCAUUGAUCUCGACUGGGAGUACCCCGGCGCUCCUGGUGCGGCCGGCAACGCCGUGUCUGCCAGCGACUCGGACAACUACCUCAUCUUCCUAAAGGAGCUCCGCAAGGCUCUCCCGUCUCCUGCCUUGAUCACUGCCGCUACCCAGGUCUGGCCCUUCUACGGUUCCAGCGGCCAGCCCAUGUCCGACGUUUCCGGAUUCGCCGAGAUCUUUGACUGGAUCCUGAUCAUGAACUACGACAUCUACGGCUCGUCGACUGAGCCUGGACCCAACGGACCCCUCAAGGACGGCUGCAAGACCUCGUCCCAGCCCACUGCCAACGCCUACGCUGCUGUCGCUGCCUGGACCGGUGCUGGUAUGCCCGCGCACAAGAUCUCUCUCGGUCUCGCUGCCUACGGCUACAUCCAGAUCUCCAGCGCCGACCAUCUCCAGCGCCGCACCUACCCUUACCCUGUCUCGAAGCGUGCUGUCACGAUCAAGAACGACGAGGGUGGCACGUCCUCUGGCCAGAUCACCUUUGCGUCCAUCUUCAACCAGGGUGCUCUUGUCAAGGACGGCAACGGCUUCACUGGCGCUGGUGGCUUCACCCGCAACUGGGACGAGUGCUCGUCUACUCCCUGGCUCAAGUCUGAGGCGUCUGGCCAGAUCAUCACGUACGACGACACCGAGUCGUUCAACCUCAAGGGUCAGUUCGCUGCUCAGGCUGGCCUCAAGGGUUGCUCUGUCUGGGCCAUGGACGGCGACCUCGAGGGCUUCCCCCUCAUCUCGGCCGCUCGCUCGGGUAUGGGCAUCUAA
Trichosporon asahii var. asahii CBS 2479 is the source of this 2754-nucleotide messenger RNA. RefSeq names its product chitinase. Gene Ontology annotation, molecular function: chitin binding; chitinase activity. Gene Ontology annotation, biological process: chitin catabolic process; carbohydrate metabolic process. NCBI's taxonomy places the organism in Eukaryota, Fungi, Basidiomycota, Tremellomycetes, Trichosporonales, Trichosporonaceae. The transcript has a single exon. Gene Ontology annotation, cellular component: extracellular region. Bases 1 to 2754 code for a protein of 917 amino acids. The record is from RefSeq and is a predicted model, not a curated record.